CGGCGACGGCGGCAAAGAGCGCCCGGCAGCCCUUCGUCCCGCUCGUCUGCGUCGUCGACUUCCACCAUGCGCGCGGCCCGGAGGUGGAAACAUGGUUCGGCGUCGACGAGGGCCGUGAUCCGGCCGCCGAGUACGACUGGACCCUGCUGCCCUUCAUGGCAUUGAGCGACGGCGCCCAUGCGUACGUUCUCGUCCCUUCCCAGUCUGGAUAGCCUAGAUGCCGCUGCACUCAGUCGAUGGGCUCCCAAACCGGCUAAUGGCACAGCUUGCCUGCAGCUUGACCGAGGACUUCUCCUACUUCACUCUCCUGCGCCCCGCCACCGACUCGGCCCCCGCGACCUCCCUCUUCGGCAUCUCCUGCACCCGGCAGAUCGACGCCGCCCAAUUGCUCGUCCGCCCCGCCGACGUGACCCGCUCGACCGUGCAGAAGGCCGUCGUCGUCAUCGCCGACAGCCCCCAGUACUUCGGCAUGCUGCGCGAGCGCCUGAGCGUCGUGACCAAGGCCUGGUUCGCCCAGCGCGAGUUCACCGACGUCGAGAUCCUGCGCCGCUUCCAGGAGAGCCUGGCCGACGAGCAGGAGCGCGGCCUGAUGCACGAGGACCAGGACCGCGACCAGUAUCUGGGCUUGAGCCUGAGGGAGCUGGUGCGCCAGUUUAGGUGGCAAACCCUGGUGUUGCUGAAAUGCUGUCUGCUACAGCCCAAGAUGCUCUUCUUCGGCACCCGGUGCGAGCGCCUCUGUCUGACCCAAUUCUCCCUAAUCUCUUUAAUACCCGGGCUCCUGCGCAACCUCCAGGACUCUGCCGGCCCCGACCUGGACAGCUACGAGAAGAGCCUGUCGACGCCAACAAGCUUGAAGACCAGUGACAGGAAUUCCCUGCUGGCGUACAUGGGUUUACCGUUGCAAAUAUUCGGAAAGGGAAGCUUGUUUGGACCGUACACGCCAUUGCAACAACUCGACAUCCUUGCUGACUUCGGCACCAAAUCGUACAUCGUCGGCAGCACAAACUCGCUGCUCCUGCAGCAGAAAGACCGGUACAGCGACAUCCUGAUCAACCUCGACGAGGGCACCAUCAACAUCACCUCGCCGUCUCUGAGAGCCGCGCUGCAGCUUUCGACCCCCGACCGCCGCUGGAUCGACUUCAUCACACAAAACGUCAACGACACGUGGGACGACGCGAACCCCAGUCGGCCCAAGACCAUGGGCUACGUGGGCAGCGAGGAGUUCAUCCGCUUGCAGUUCGAGGAGUACCUGCUCUCGCUCAUCUCGGCCGCCAAGUACCACACCCACCUCGCCAAGCACGCGCACAACCCGCGCCUGCUGCUGCCCGAGAUCGACGGCGACCCGUCGCACGACUUUGGACAGGACUUCAUCGAGGCGUGGUCGCGCACCGAGAACUACCGCAUCUGGAACAGCCACACGGACUCGGACCUGUUCAACAUCGUCGAGCCGAAGCACCCCUGCGCCGGCGGCCUCACCAUCGACGACAUCCAGCGCCGCAUCACGCAACAGGUGCAGGACCUGCACCUGGACGAGCGCUUCGCCCAGGGCCGCGAGGCGCUCGGCCGCAACCUCGCCGCCGGCCGCGAGAAGGCCAGCACGCUGCUCAACAAGCUGUACGCCGAUGUCGAGGCGGUGAGGGAGGCGCAGAGGAAGCGGGCCGAGGAGGCUAGGGCGGCGGCCGCCGCCGCGGGCGGGCAUCAUCACCACGAGAGAAACGGAGGCGGCGCCGGCGUGGAUCUCGCCAAGGCGCACCAGACGAUGCAGGCCGUCGGGAGCAAAGCCGGCGCGUUCGUCAACAGCUGGGCAGCCUGGGCAGGAGAGAAGCGGAAGGGCUGGGGCCGGUCCACGGCCGCUUCCAGUAGUAGUAGUAGUAAUAGCAGUGGUGAUAACAGCAGCACGACAACAACGACGACGACAACAACAGCAGGUAACGGCGGGAUUGGUGGUUGGGCGUCGGGCUGGGUCAAGUCCAGCAAGAACCGCGCGUCGCAAUCGCAGGCCAGCGCGUGGUCGUCGGACGCGGUCUCGGAGAAGGAGCCCCGCAUCUCGACCUCGUCGGGCGCAGACCGGAGGACGAACGGAUCUUCCGACCGGGUGGCGCCUGAGCAGCGACCUCUGAACCGGGGCUCUGUCAGCGGCGAGUCGAUGCUGGACGGCGCCGGCUCGGAAAGCGCGCUCUCGUCGCCGGUGGCCUCGCCGACGAAGAAGCCGCCGCCGUUGGUGUCGCCGCCGUUGGUGUCGACUGCCGACGGCCACGCUGCUGAGACGCCCGUCGUGGAUGGUGUGCUGUCGGCGGCCGUGGCUGGCAGCGAUGAGGGUCAGGGCGAGGGCCUAUCGGGGCCAAAGAUCAAUGGGCAUCGCCUAGGGGAUGCCGCCGGCGCCGCGUCGAAGGGGCCGCCCAAGGACGAGGAUCUUGAGCUUCCGGCAAGGGGGAGGACGGAGGAGACUGGGGAGGGCAGCACAGACCAUGAGCCGUCGCCUCGGUUACCGGAUGCUGUGACGACGGAGGCGGCUGAGGCACAGCAGGCGUGGGAGAGCAGGUGAGAGAGCGUUGUCCGUGUCCGAUUGAGACAGGACCGUGGCCUGAGAAUUGGCACAACCGGGACGGUGCUUGCUGCUGUGGCUGUGAUUGUGAUGUGAUGAUGCCGAGAUGAAGCGGGGUCGCAAACUGUCUUGUUUAAUUACACAGGCUUUCGUUG
Messenger RNA from Thermothielavioides terrestris NRRL 8126, 2700 nucleotides. RefSeq lists its product as uncharacterized. The record is from RefSeq and is a predicted model, not a curated record. Lineage: Eukaryota; Fungi; Ascomycota; Sordariomycetes; Sordariales; Chaetomiaceae. Gene Ontology annotation, cellular component: cytoplasm. The coding region runs from base 218 to 2545 and encodes 775 amino acids. The transcript is spliced from 3 exons.